Lichtheimia ornata is the source of this 2340-nucleotide messenger RNA. RefSeq lists its product as uncharacterized. The transcript has 5 exons. Lineage: Eukaryota; Fungi; Mucoromycota; Mucoromycetes; Mucorales; Lichtheimiaceae. The coding region runs from base 1 to 2340 and encodes 779 amino acids. The record is from RefSeq and is a predicted model, not a curated record.
AUGCACCUGUUAUCAAUAUUCGUUCUUGCUUUUCUCUAUCCCGCAUUUGCAUACAAAACCAUCAUUGACGUCCUCUCUGAAGAUGCUCGCUUCGGAAGGUUAAUCGAAUCACUACAACGCAAUCGAUUGGUACCCGAUGUCAACAACCUAGAGGCAGGCACUCUAUUCGCACCCGACAAUGACGCAUUCCAACAAUACGAAGGCGAAGUUACUCGCGAAAUGUUGCUAUAUCAUUUACUACCCGUUGGUAUGGUGGGCCAAGACUUUUCUCAUGGUCAGAUACUCGAGUCCCUCUAUGUUCGAGAUGGCAUGCUUGGCAAGGAUCACUCUGGGCAACGUAUCAAAGUGACAAAGGAUGGCAACCUUGGGAAGGGGCGUGGCAAAGCAUACAUCAAUGGUGCCGAGAUUAUCGACAAGGACCUCUACGUCAAUAACCAGACCUACAUUCAAGUGAUCAACAAGGUCUUGGUGCCGCCACAGACAUUAGGCGAUGCAUUGUUGAACAAUGAAGAACUCCAUGGAUUGCUGGACAAGACUGGUGUUACCAAAGUGCUUAACGAGGCUCGCCCAUUCACCAUGUUUGUUUCUCGACAAAGUGUCCUCAACCCAUUCAACCCUGUGGAGAAGGCCUACAUGACAUCUGAUUAUGGCAAGAAGGAUUUGGCGACUUUUCUCAAGUACAUGAUAUUGGAGGAAGCAAACUAUGCAAGCGAUUUCCCUAGUGGCAAGACAACGUUUAAGACGCUUAAUGGAGAGACAAUUGCUAUCUCUGUUGAUAAGAACAAUGCAAUCACUGUCAAUGGAGUACCGGUGACAAGCACGGAUAUCUUGGCAGCCAAUGGUGUUAUUCAUGAAUUGGAUGAUGCAUUUGCCCCAGGAUCACUCGUAUUUACAUCACGCAAAUAUUUAUACGGGGUCAAUGCAACCAAGUUUGUCUCGCUGCUGGAUGAUUAUGGCCUCGAUCAUUACAUGGAUGACAAUGACAACAACCAAAAGUACACCUUCUUGGCACCUGGCAACGAAGACAUCAAUGAGGAUAUGAUACCCAACAUUUACAAACGCAAUUGGCUCAGCUAUCAUAUAUUAACCGGAUCCAUGCCUCCCGAUCAACUUGUCGAUGGAUCCUUAUUGCGCACCGAAUUCCUAUCGAAUGAUCUUGCGGGUGCACCACAACGAGUACCGGUGUUGGUGGAGGCAGAAGGAGUACAUACAAUGGGUCGAUCAAUACGCUUUUCCCAUUCACGUGUUUUGCAAGAUCCUGUGUCUGUGCAAGGCAACACAAUUUAUGAGAUAUCGGAGCCACUUUCAUUGCCGGGCAGCUUCCUAUCCAAGCUAGUUGUGGAUCUUGAAAUGUCGACAUUUAUCGCAACGUUGUAUGUCUCUGGUGUUGCUGAAGAAGUCAAGCAUAGCAGUGGGAUUACCAUGUUUGCACCAAGCAAUGAUGCUUUUCACAAUCUUGGAUUGGUGGCUCAAUUUUUAAUGCAUUCAUCCGGCAAACAUCAGCUGCAAAAUGUGCUUCGAUACCACGUGAUCCGAGGAUUACUAUACGCUGAGGAUAUCCGAGAAUAUGCACAUGAAGUACCUACAUUGGCAGAUGCUACCAUACGUGUUGGACCUGGAAGCAAGGAUAAUGAGCUUGUGGUGAGCCGGCCCUUCCCUUCUGCUGAGGAAGCUGUUAUUAGCGAAACAGAUUUGCUUGUUAGCAAUGGCGUGGUCCACAAACUUAACAAGGUGCAAGUGCCGGAUUAUGUACGCAUCACAGCACGCGAUCUCAUGGUUGGUGUUGAGGCGAAGACGAUGAUGGAGGUGCUUGAGCAAACAAAAUUAAUGAGCACGCUCAACAAGACGGAUUAUGUGGUGCUCGUACCCACCGAUGCUGCCUUUGCACGUAUUGAUCUCGAUGCGCUGUUACAAGACAAAGAUGCAUUAGAGCGGCUUGCCAAAUUACAUCUGGUACCCAUGGCAUGGAAGAAUGAAUGGACAAUGUCAAGCAACAAGGACUCUGAAUACCCAAGCUUGCUUUCGGAUGUUGAUAAGGUCAUCUUUAGAGAAGAAGGUGAUGGCGAUAUGAUUAUUCGUGUCAAAGAUCAAUCAGGUGGUGUGCCAGCUCGUGUACGAGGAAUGGGUAGAACCUACGACUCAACCAAUGGCGGUGUGCUGCUUAUCGACGCCGUAUUGAUUCCUGUACAUCGUGGCUUUUUCGGGUUGCCAUUUGGAUGGUCUAUCUUUUUGGUGGUUGUGCUUUCACUUAUCAUUGGAUCAAUCGCUGGUGGAUGCGGUUUUAUCGGCUACAAGAUUUACACACGUAGACGAUUGGGCUAUACUAGUAUUUCAACGUGA